Formica exsecta is the source of this 6897-nucleotide messenger RNA. RefSeq lists its product as uncharacterized. The transcript has 6 exons. Gene Ontology annotation, cellular component: cytoplasm; nucleus. Gene Ontology annotation, molecular function: protein serine/threonine kinase activity; ATP binding. Gene Ontology annotation, biological process: protein phosphorylation; actin cytoskeleton organization. Bases 1746 to 4757 code for a protein of 1003 amino acids. NCBI's taxonomy places the organism in Eukaryota, Metazoa, Arthropoda, Insecta, Hymenoptera, Formicidae. The record is from RefSeq and is a predicted model, not a curated record.
CCGUCUGGCGUUGUCAGUGAGUGUGCGGGUACUUGUCGGGAGCACAGUUGCCCUUACGACGUCGGAUAGCGUUCGAAUUAGUCUCGGAAACUCGGGUGAAACGAGAACGGUGACAGUUCAGAGUGUGACGCGGAUGCGCGAUGUGCCGUGUCGUGUCGUGUCGCGGCUGAUUCGCGCCGGCGGCGAUUUAAAACAAGCGACUGGAUUUCAUCAUAUAGUGGUGUGUGUGCUACCCUUCUCUCCUUCUCUCUCUCUCACCAUCUCUUCUCCCGUCUCUCCCUCUUUCUUUCUCUCCCUAUCCGUCCAUCCGUCUGUCUGUUUACCCGAAGCAUCGACCGCGACGAGUGUCAACGACUCAUCCGAAAAUUGUUGCGUCGAUCUGUCGUCUCUUUACCCAUCUCUAUCCCUGUCCUGUCCCUUCGCGAAAGCGAGACGAGACGCCGCUGAUGCAGCAACACGCUUCGCGCGGCAGAUGCGCCACUGACGCAACGGCGUCGUCGCCGGGAGCUUCCUCGCCUUCUCACCGUCGAGAGAUAAUAAACACGUCGAAUACCAGCGUGUGCGAGUGAAGAAACGGCCGUUGUUUUUGUUUUUUUUUUUUUUCUUUUUCUUUUCGGCUUGUCGAUAGACGUCGCGAUCCUAGGAUCUAGGAAAACAAGAGUCACUGCGUUCGGCAGGACCGCGGAUUCGGAUUCUUCCUCACGUGGUUCAAGGUCAUUCUAAAAACAUCCGGACGUCACGAGCGCGAACGAGCGGACGGUGCAAAACGACGCUUUCCACGCGACGCCGCGCGAGAGAGCUGUCAGCGACCGUGUCGCGAGACUUUUCCCUGGUGUUUUCGUCUCAACCCCUGGGAUACCCGCGCAAGCUUUCUUGAACGUGACGAGAGAGAGAGACGCCGAGUGUUACAACGUCUCCCUCGAUAUCCGAUGCAUCGAAGAUCUGAAUCAGCCCGCGAGAAGUCGUCCGCCGACGACGAGGAGAGAAGAAGCGUGCCAAGUUCCGGUGUCGCGGUCUUCCUACGCUUCGCUUUGGAUCUGUGACGUUAUCUUGGAUCGCAUUGCGCGUCUCUCCGAGGAUAACGUUCACCUGUGACCGACCGACUGUGAUUUCAACGUGUGACGCCACUGCCAAAAAAGGAUUCAAACUUGCGUCGAUCGCGAACUUGCGUUUUCGUCUUUACUUCCUUCGCCUUCCAGUGUCCAUUCGUCGAGGACGAGUGUCUUCCACGUUGUACCAGAAAUAUAUUUCAUCGUUUACACCGAAAUCGUUCUACGUCUUCCGCGGAUUCCAAUGUUUUUAACCGACCAAAAGGACUCUCGACUUCCUUAAACUUCCUUUGAAGUAUAUUCGACGCACACAAGAAAGUAAAGGAGGAUCGAUUCUUCUGCCGCUACGACAUCGAGUUCUUUGAAGAGGUCUUUUGACCAGAUCGCGAACUCGAUUCGUUAACUAUAUACAUUAAUCUUGACCACCGUGUGCAAAGACGUUGCGCAUUGCACAGAACUUUGCAUCACCUCUAUCAUCUGAAUACGCUCAACGCAUCCUAGGUCGUCUUCGUAUUCGUUUGCGGCUAUCUACAAUCUACAACUUUUCUCAUCACUUGGAUACGACAGGACGACGCCGUGACGACCGAGAUCGAGAGGCGCAUCUUCAAGCCGGCCCCGUGUGAUGCGUCGCACGCAGGGCCGCCGCUGCUGUUUCGCGUCAGUUUGCGCGACCGUCUCGUCGCAAUAACGGCGAAGAUGUUCGGGAAGGUGCCGCCGUCGAACACGCCGGGUCCGCCUAAUAAUAAUGGCGGCCAAGCGUCAGCCAAAUCGUGCGCUAGGCUGACGACGAUGACAACGACGAGCACGACGUCGUGUCUGCCGUGCUUUUCGGCGGACGAGACGUCGACGUUGGGCGCCGAUGAUAAAGCAAGAUUCUGGCGACAGACGAAGGAAAACGUCGAUGACGCUGCCGCGGUAGUCUCCGAAGCUCCUUGUAAUUCUCUGCAACCGUUUACCAGUCAUACGGACACCUCACCCGUCACAAUAGAGCUUCCUAGAUCCUGCAGGACCGACGUGACGACAACGACGAUUUGCGUCAGCGCUUGCUCCAAGAUCUCGGCCAAAUGUUCGCCCAAGGAAGCAGCGUCGCAGAUGGGCAGGAAUCAUGCCAAUGCGACGCAAAAGUGCACCUCUGGUCAGAAUUGUCCGAUUCUCCAGAAGACCGGCAGGUCGCGGAGACCGCAAUCUGCCUCGACUGGAAGUCUCAACGUCGAAUCGUGCACAAGAGACUGUAUGAAAACCGUGAAGAAGAUUGUUGCCGCUGGCCGAGAGCCUCCGAGUGGCAAAGAGCAGCCGACAGGCGGUGGCAGAACUACAUGCAACGAGCAGCAAUCCAAAUGCUCUCAAGCAUACGCCGCCAAAUUAUCUUCCGCGACGUCUUCUGAAAUAAUUAAUCACUUGCCAGGCGGAAAGAGAUCCAACAACGAGGAUCUCUUAGUAGAUACGUGCGCGGGUUAUUCCGCAAACAGUGCAUCUAACGUGUCAACUGUAAGCGAGUUGUUGUAUGUGCAUCAGAAGCCGGCGCCAAGGAUAGUCGACGUGAAAGACGGCGCCGGCGAUUCUGCGAUCACCACCGUGACCUGCGAAGACGAUUCCUGUGUCAAUGACUUCGUCACCUCGACACCGUCCAAGGACUGGAUGUCGUCUAGCAAAGUCUGCAGCGACGCAAUGACGCUGCAACAGAAUUGCGUGUCCUGCGCGCCGCAGGAUCUCCCCACGGAAUUGCAAUCGUCCACAUCCUUAUCGAGGAGCUACAAGGAGAAGUGUCGCGAUCUUUCUUGGCGACCCACGGAGAUGACGGAGGGUGGCGCGAUACACGGAUUGACAAUAUGCUCGGGCGAGAUGUUUCAGGAUACGAGCUCGAAGAGGCGCACCGGAGCAUCCUGUCAGGCGCUCAGGCACGCCGUCGCCUCGUUGAAUCGCCUGGACGACUUUUACAUGGAGAAGAUCGGCGCGGGCUUCUUCUCGGAGGUUUACAAGGUUACUCAUAAAGUGACAAGUCAGGUGAUGGUGCUCAAGAUGAAUCAGCUGGCGGCGAACAGGCCGAACAUGCUGAAGGAAGUCCAGCUCAUGAACAAGCUCAGCCAUCCGAACAUACUAAGGUUCAUGGGAGUGUGCGUACACGAGGGUCAACUACACGCGUUAACGGAAUACAUCAAUGGUGGCAGCUUGGAACAGCUGAUCAUGUCGCGGCAUACGCCGUUACCGCAUCUCAUCCGGAUGAACCUCGCCAGGGAUGUGGCCCGUGGCAUGGCCUACCUGCACAGCCGCGGCCUAUUCCACCGCGAUCUCACGUCCAAAAAUGUGCUGAUCAAAAAGGACGAGUGUAACAACGAGAUGAUUGCGGUUGUGGGCGAUUUCGGGUUGGCCGCAAAGAUACCGGAUCCAAGCACGGGGUAUCGACUCAGCACUGUCGGCAGCCCCUACUGGAUGUCACCCGAGUGCCUCAAGGGCCAGUGGUACGAUCACAGGUCCGACGUUUUCUCAUUCGGCAUCGUCGUAUGCGAGCUGAUCGGCAGAGUGCCGGCAGAUCCGGACGUUCUGCCACGCUCAGAUAACUUUGGCCUCGAUUAUCUGGCCGUGGCGGAGAUCUGCGCGGCCGCUGAUCCGCCGCCCGCCUUCCUGCAACUCGCCUUCAAUUGCUGUACAUACGAACCCAAGUCGAGGCCAACCUUUCCAGAGAUCACAACUAGUCUGGAGACCAUAAUAGCGACCUGCGAAGUAGAAUUGAAGAGCAACAUUGGUAAACGACAAUCGACUGUUGACCCGACAUUAAUGUCCAGUAUGGACGAAAUUGCACGAGAAGGACGCACGAUGAAGCGACGUACUGCAAAAGUCAGAAGUCAAUCGGCAGAUGCGAGAGGUUGCGACAACGCAACUCCCUCCGAUAAGGCGAGAUGUCACUCUGCCAGGCGGGUGGCCGAGCUCGCCAGCAGACGGGAUCCGCAUUAUAGACCGAUGACGGCGAAUCCGUUCCACGCAUUGGGCGGCGUCAAAAAGAUUCUUGGUGAUCUGUUCUCCAGCUGUCUGGAGCUACCCUCGCUAGAAGAUGUGCGUCCCAGCGUCACUGACGGCGCGUGUAGCAAGUUCAAGCCGGCGCAGAAUGACAGCAUCGCCAAGAUCCUGGAUAGGAAAAAGCCGAGCUCCGAGCCGAGCAGCCCUACUGCUAGAAAGAAGUGGGAGAGGAAAGUUGCCACCAAGGUAGGAGCUGCGAGUCUGUUUACUCAUCCACUCUUCCGGGAUGGUUGGGAGCCACGGAGACGCGGCAGCUGCGAAUCGGGCUUCUGGAGUUGCGUUGGCGAGGACCUGAGUCCGGAGCCACCGAAUCGGCGGCACACCUCAACUCUCAGCAGUUCAGCAGCAAGCAGUCUGUUUCUGCUAGAUGAUCAUCGAACCAGCUCGAUCUACACGGACUCUUCCGAAGACAUUGCCAGCUUGGGUGGCGGCGAUUCGUGCUGGGAGGACCGACUAAACGGCAUUGGUUCCUCAAGCAAGACCAUUUCGAAAAUUGUUGAAUACUUUGAGAGAAAGCAGGCGAUGGCAGGUAGACUCGGCGAACACGGCGAUACCGCCGGUCCUAGCCGCUUAACUUUGCUACGGGCCAGUCUGGAAGGGCCCGUGCCCAUCAGUAGCAUCUCGGCCGCACAGCGGCUGGUUGUGUGCGAGGGUGCCGUACGUAGCAAACUCGCAUUAUUCGACAAGAAGUGAUAUUAUGCCUGACAGUCGUUUGACAGUUUCUUAUCGUUUCCUUCCGAUGCUCAAGGAGCGCCCGCAUAAAAAAAGCCUACACAAUGAAAUGUGACACAGAUCUUGAAGAGAGUUUGCCUCAUCGUCGCGUACGUGAUGACGGCAAGUAUCCUGGAACGUUACACGAUAAUUAGAUAGAUAGCGCGUUUUUAUAUAUAAUUAAGAGUGGAGAACAAAUGGUAGUUACAUGAAAAAUAAUAGUAAUCGCGGUUUUAUUGCACAUACGACAAAUGAAAAAGGGAGUUAAUAGUACCAGCGCGUCAUACGUGACUUGUAGGCAGGGUAGUUGAUACGCGCGCGCGGCGUGCUAAAGAACAUUUCUCUAAAAACCUAAUAACCUGACUGUGAUGUUUUUUGAUAAUCUACAUACAUACAUAAUUGAGCUGUACGACUGAAAUUUGGCGGAGCCAUCGGCACACAGGAUCUUUAAUACGCUACAUGAAUCGCGUUUCAUGCACUUGGGCUAUAACGAUGUAUUGUUCAGAAGAAAAAGAUAGAGAGGACGAAGCAAUAGCGAAUUUCGUUUAAAAAAUGCGUUUAAGAUUAGUGCUGGCGUAGCGCUAAUCGAUUUUUCGGAAUUGACGUACGUUUUGCAGUGCCUCGCAGUUCCUAGUAGCCAUCUCCGUCCUUAUGCACACGAACCGUGGUUAUUACCGAUCAUUGCAAGAAAGCUAUUCAGAUCGAAGAUGUGAGUACGAAUUAUUUCUUUUUAUUUAAAUAGGCAAGUAGGUAAAUCGUUUUAUCUUGCCAUUCUAAUCUUGUAGUUGAUAUUUGCGAUAAAUUUUGUCGAUUCGUUGCGUUUGUUUUUUUUUCUUUUUUGUUUUGUAAUGUAUUAAUAAUAUGUAAUUUUAUCAAUUUUUAAUUCUAAAUUUUUAUUUUAAAGAUAUUUAAAAAUAUUGACCUGUGUUACUGCAGCUAUUCUAGUAUGCUGCAAUGAGAGGUCAGAGGAAGAUAAGUUCAAUUUACAGAGGUUGCGUUUCGCAGCAUUCUCAUGUCGUUUUCGACUCGACAGAUAACAUCAACGCGGCCCAAGGUUCGUCGUUGUUGUGCUACGCGUUUUCUCAACGGUUCGAAAUUUUGCGUGUCGUGACGUUAAUAGCUCGGAACGCGCGGUAUAAAGUGCCGGAGAGACCACAUAACGAUAAUAUAUAUACAUAUAUAUUUUUUUGUUGAUAGAGAUAUUAUUACAUACCGUGUCCUGGAUAUCCUUGUUAAGGUAUUAUGCGAAGCCGAGGAAUUUGUGUACACUUUGAAAAGAGAACAUAUGAAACUGAUCUAGUCAGUGUAUUAAUGUGGCGGCCUUAUCUUUUAUACGUUGUAGCGCUAAAAUUUAGUAUUUAAGGUGAAACGGCGAGCGUGAAAUGAGCGCGAGAUGAAACUGGGCCUCCUGGUAGUUCGUAGUGGUUUUUUUUUUAACAUCGGAAUAUUUAUACAAUAGAAAACGCGAAAGUGAGAGCGUGUGAGACGAGUGAAUUGAGAUGUAUUGCACCUGUGUGUGCGCGCGUUGCGGAAGGAAAGUGUACACGUCCAAUGAUAUACAUAUAUAGGUAGCUAGGACUCACACACAACACACACAUACACACAUUAUAUAUAUAUAUAUAUAUAAUGUGAAUUGUUUCGUCAGACGGCGAGUUGAACCAAAUCUAUGAUCGUAGGGUGAUAGAUUAAUAUAUAAGAUGAUAUCUUUUUACUUGUCGAAGUUCGCUCACGGGUUUAUUCCAUAAGACUGUGCGUUCAUUAAGUAACAUGUCGUAUGUAAGAUAAAGAAGAUCGAAAUCGCGUCAACGACAUUCGCAGUCUCUUCUUCCUCGUGUACAAUAGAAUGCGCGCCGUGCAUGGAGUUUUUUCUUUUCGUUCAUCUUAAUUUUCGUUCAUCGAGUCGGGGCCUUCCGUUUCUCCUCGAUGCGUCAAUCGGUACCUGAACAAUCGCAGCGAAGAAAGAACUGCGAACGAGUUAGUUCUUAAGCAUGCGGACAUAUCAGGAGUAUGGGCUGGGAUUCAACCCGAUCGAUCAAGGGCAAUAAAUGCGUGAUUACAAGUGACGGGUGUUGCGGGUUACAAGUGCGGAUGAGUGAGUGAAUGUGAACGAGGGAAAGAAAAA